Magnusiomyces paraingens is the source of this 1263-nucleotide messenger RNA. RefSeq lists its product as uncharacterized. The record is from RefSeq and is a predicted model, not a curated record. Gene Ontology annotation, cellular component: cytoplasm; eukaryotic translation initiation factor 3 complex. The transcript has a single exon. Lineage: Eukaryota; Fungi; Ascomycota; Dipodascomycetes; Dipodascales; Dipodascaceae. Gene Ontology annotation, biological process: cytoplasmic translational initiation. Gene Ontology annotation, molecular function: translation initiation factor activity. Bases 1 to 1263 code for a protein of 420 amino acids.
AUGACCGACGUUCAAAACUACAUUGUGGUCGAUGGUGUCCUGAAGGACUUUGUCGAGGACCUUGCUUCCCUCUUCGAUACUCUUAGCCCCGUUGCCGAGGGUGAACAGACUUUUGCUCAAUAUAUUUCUGAGCGCAUCGACAAUGAAGACCAGGCUGUUCAGGAGGAGAUCUUUGCCGCCAUUGCCCAAAAGAGCUCUGUUCUUGUUUCCGCCUCUGAAAAGGACUUUGAAUCAGCUUAUAACCUCGUUUUCCACAUCCUCACCUUCUCCGCAAAUAUCAAGGAGCUUCUCCCCAUCAUCCUCGCAAACCUCUCCACAAGCCCUGCAUACCCCAAUGGCCCCACCCUUGUGCUCGCCGUUCUCACCAAUCUUUUCAACAUUCUCCCUGUCUCCUCGCCCCUGCGAUACGACGUUUUCCUCAGCAUUCUCAAGUCUGCAGACGCUAGCGAUAACAUCAGCCUCAUUGUCCCUCAACUUAAGAACCUCCCCGUCUGGCUUAAGGAAUGGGAUGUUGAUGAGAAGGCCACCCAACAAAUCUACCUCACCAUUAGCGAAAUUAUCUCCAAGCAAGAGCCCCAGACCGCCUACAAGUACCUCUACACAGCUGUUUCAUCCAGCCCAGCCCCAGAUGCCUCUCUCGUCCAAAAACUCGUUGCCACCGCUCUUCAGUUUUCCUAUGAAUUUGAUGACGUUUUUGCACUCGAAUCAGUCCAGCAACUCGCAAAGGAAAACUCUCCCAUUUACAACCUUCUUCUCACUGUUUCCUCCGGUGAUUACGCCGCCUACAAGACUCUUAUCGCUGCUCAAGCUAACCUCUUAACCUCGGCCCAAAUCGACGCCGAAAACCUCAACCGCCGUGUCCGGAUACUCUCCCUCGCUAAGAUCGCUUCCCAGGCUAACCAGCCUUCCAUUCCUUACAGUGUAAUUGCUUCCGGCAUUGAAAUUCCUUUGGAGGAGGUUGAGAUCUGGAUCAUUGAUGCUAUUCGUGCUGGUCUCAUUGAGGGCCGUCUUUCUCAGCUUAAGCAGAGUCUGUCUAUCCACCGUGUGUCCCCCGUUGGCCAAUUUGGUGUUGAUGAAUGGCAGACUGUUUCCCAGAAGCUCACCAACUGGAGAUCAUCUCUUAAGGAUAUUCUCGAUGUCCUGAAGAAUUCUAGAGAAAAUGCACAGAAGGAGGAGGAAAAGCUGGCCAAGAUCCGUGCUCAGCACCAACAACAGCAGCAGCAGCAGCAACAACAACAACAACAACUUGCUCAGGCUGCUUAA